Messenger RNA from Colletotrichum godetiae, 1018 nucleotides. RefSeq names its product cwf18 pre-mRNA splicing factor. Lineage: Eukaryota; Fungi; Ascomycota; Sordariomycetes; Glomerellales; Glomerellaceae. Gene Ontology annotation, cellular component: U2-type spliceosomal complex; post-mRNA release spliceosomal complex. The transcript has a single exon. The record is from RefSeq and is a predicted model, not a curated record. Bases 185 to 811 code for a protein of 208 amino acids.
UGGUACCAAUGCCUCGCCGACUUCUAGCCCCACUACAAGCCGAACUUGAACUUUCAACCAUCAAACUCUCGAUCAACGCGCUCACCAAAAGUUAUAACCUCACCUACAUCCUAAUUCGAAGAACCCGCGAUCAUCCUACCGCAAGACCGGUCAUCCCAUUGAAACUUCCACCCAUUCUAGCAUUAUGUCGAGCCAAGCCACCCUAAGCGCGGUAACAGACGAGCGCAAAGCGCGCCUCGCAAAGCUCAAGAACCUCAAGAGAAAACAGCCAGCGGACGAGAUUGUCGCGCCAGAGUCAGAACGCGCAGCUUCGCCCCCAACAGAGCCAGACGUCACAAAAUUGCACCUUUCCGGGCGCAACUACGACCCAGAAACGCGCGGUCCGAAGCUUGGCUUCGAGGCACCGCCGACCCAAGACCUAGAAAACCCUACGCUCGAAGAGCUUGCGGCAGACAUUGAGGCGGAUGUAAAGCAAAAAGCGGCCGAAGAAGCGCAGGACGACAAGGGAAUCGAUCUUUUCAAGCUUCAGCCGAAAAAGCCGAAUUGGGAUCUGAAGAGAGACUUAGAGAAGAAGCUGGAGAUCCUCAACGUUCGGACGGACAAUGCCAUUGCGAAGCUGGUGAGGGAGCGCAUCACAGGUGCUCAGAAGGCGGCCACACAAGCCAAGCAGGUCGAAGCGGGUAGCAGGGAGGGCGACGCAGCCGGAAUUGAUGGUAUCGCAUUAGUGGAAGGAGUGCGUGUGCGCGAGAGGGAAGAAGAGGACGAGAGACGAGAGAAGGCAGCUGAAGAGGAUGAAGAUCUGGCUGUCUAAAGCAGCAAACCCCGGCGCGAGAAGUGGAACACCCUUGUAUUAUACGGUUGCGGAGCAGGCAUGAACUCCCUUUGGCCUACAGAUAAUUGAUACCCAAUAGCUACCUAUUCAGGGACUGUGUCAACGCCAGUCUCUUGGAAAAUGGACUGAGACUGCGCUCUCGCUCUGGCUGUCGCUCAGAUCCACGACUUUGCCUUUCGUUCCCAC